AUGCCUACUCAUUAUUUGUCUAGGUUAACAGAUUACAACUUCUUUCAGGCCGCGGACUGCUCACUCCAGAAGGAGAAGAGCAUAAGUAGCUCCGCAAACGACCUAAUCAAGCCUUCAAAUAGGGCAUGGUUCCCUUCUUUGUGGAAUAUUGCCAUCGAUGCUCUCAACACCAUCCCUAAGUACACUGACGUCGAUGGCCUUACUGCUCUGGACGACACCCAACAAGCUGACUUCGCUGGUGUCACAUCCGUUCAGUUAAUACCAAUAGCUGUGGCCAGCAUCGACAUGAUCGGUCACUUUGGAUACAAUGCAGAGUUUAACACCAUCAACACAAUGGCGUCAAACAAGCUCGGUUCUGCUGCUCGACACGCCAAGCACUAA
Molecule: messenger RNA, 381 nt
Organism: Colletotrichum spaethianum
Lineage: Eukaryota; Fungi; Ascomycota; Sordariomycetes; Glomerellales; Glomerellaceae
Exons: 2
Coding region: 1-381 (126 amino acids)
Source: RefSeq, a predicted model, not a curated record